AGAGAGCAAGAACGUGAACCGAGAAAUGGCUGAAACCCUAAUCGAAAACCACCAAGAAGCGGACUACUCGUACGAGCUCGAGGAAGAAGAGGACAUCGAUCUCUCACUCCUCCGUCUCAACAGUUUCGGCAGCUCCUCCUCCGAUCGCCGUCGAUCUAACUCUUCUCCUCCGAAGUUCCACUCGAGCGGCGGAUCUCUCAGCUCCUCCCCCUAUGCCGCCGUAUCCGUCGGAAGUCCCGGUAAACGCCCCUCUCCAGAGUCCAAAGAUUCCGACGGGCCUCUCCGCAAGAAACAUUUUCUCCGGCCGGCGGAAGACGAUGCGAACCCUAAUCUCCAGGGUUAUACGAAGAUUUCGCUUCCUAUUGAUCUCAGCCCGAACCGGACCCGUUCACCUCUUCUCUUCAGGCGAUCCCUUUCGGAUUCGUUUGCUUCGUCCGGUCAUGCUAGACCAGUCGCCCAAGAAGCGUCACCUUCGGGUAAUGUCGCUCCUCCACUCCCUCCACGGCCACCGUUGUUCCGGAGGUCCGUCUCGGAUAUCACUCCGGCGCCGGCGAAGACUUUUCGGGGGUCUUCCAGCUCCGUUGCUAUCCCAGAAGCUGAUCUUGGGAAGAUGGGAACCUCCGAAGCUGAUAAGAUGUUGUUGGUUAUAAAGGAUGGAGCGCAGGAGUUGGAUCAAUGGUGUAACAAGCUCCUUCGGUACAGGCAAGCAGCUUCUUCCUCCGAGAAGCAAAACGAUGAUCCCAAGGGGGCAGAUGAAACGGAAGAACUGAGGUGUGAAGAGUUCAAGGAAGGAGUGAAGGUAGACAGGGUCGGGGAGGCUUUUGUGGUUGAAAUCAACUGCCCUUGCAGCAAAUCCUACCGCGUUCUGUUCUCCGGCCGCGACUGCUACUACAAGCUCCUCUAGAUACACACGUUGUUCCUCCGUCAUCAUCGGAAUAUGCUCUCUCCCAGAUAAGACGGGCUGUUUGAUCGUUUCGCGAUUUGUUGGUUUGUCCUCAUAUGGGUCACUACAAAGCAUCUUCAUACGAUGUCACAUUAGAACAAUGAUGUGGAGCAAACUCUGUUACAUCAAGUAUGAUCGAUCCUCUACCCAUUUUUGGAUACAUG
Molecule: messenger RNA, 1107 nt
Organism: Tarenaya hassleriana
Lineage: Eukaryota; Viridiplantae; Streptophyta; Magnoliopsida; Brassicales; Cleomaceae
Exons: 3
Coding region: 26-904 (292 amino acids)
Source: RefSeq, a predicted model, not a curated record